Molecule: messenger RNA, 1114 nt
Organism: Eimeria acervulina
Lineage: Eukaryota; Apicomplexa; Conoidasida; Eucoccidiorida; Eimeriidae
Exons: 5
Source: RefSeq, a predicted model, not a curated record
AGGUGACGAUUUCUCUGUGUUGCGGUUUCCAGUCGAGAGAUUUUUGAGUAACCGGCCAACGAAAGUUGCUCUGUUAGCUGCCGCUUCAACUCAGCGUAGAUUUGGACUGGGUCCUGUAGAUGAGAUGCCCGUGCAAAGUUGCGGGGCGCAUCCUAUGGCGCGCAUCUACAGCCCAGAAGAGGUCGUUCGUCGGAUGAAGCUUGACGAGCCUCCUUGUUUUGGUCCCAUAGAUGAUUCCAUCAAGGAACACAACAUGUUUGUGACUGAACACAAGGAACUGAUGAGCAAAGUGGGCGAAGAUAUGAAAAGCAGACCGCACAAGAGCCUACGCCUAGCCUUCAUACAAUGGAAUGCGCUCAUGGUCAAGCCCAACACUUUCCAGUUGCUUGCCCCUUUUCUCAACGAAGAAAAGGGUUUUAAGGCCGACGAAGUGGACGUCGUAACAAUAGUGCUGCAGGAAAACAUGAAGCUGGACUCCCGCAGGGAAAAAUCGUUCUUGACAAAUCUCCAGUUUGUGCUGAACCUCCUUAGCACCACUGCUAAUUGGGGUUAUCCAUCGAUUGCCUACCUUGGCAACAUCAGAGGAACACAAGCUAAGACUAUUUUAACUCCAAAUACACAAACCCUUAUUUACGUAAUGCGGGAAACUCAUCAGCCUACGCACGUAUGCAACGCAGAACAAUCUAUCCAUGGGGGGGAAAAGGGGUUCAUAGGCGCCGUUUUUGAUUUUCCUAGCAUGGGCAAGCUCGCCGUUGUGGGAGCUCACCUGAAGGGAUGGAAGGCAAAGCAAUUUGAGCAUAUCUUUCCGGAUCUCCUAAAGAAUUGUGGGAGCCCCGAACUGGGACUUGACUCUUUCCCUCUGGGAGUCGUAUUUGGGGCAGAUUUCAACGAGCAUUUGCACUCUGAGUCACUAUCGCACCUUUACAAGACUGCCCUCGAGGACACAUCACAGUACCCGGCAUUUGCAAGAGUGCAGGCGGCUUCCGCUGAUGAGCCGGACAAUAUCAAGAUGACGAAGUUGCUAACGGAGGCUCUGACUGAGCCGCUGGACAUCAUUGAUAGCACAUAUGAACCCCUACUUUGGGUGGUCUGUGAGGACCGACUGGUAGCAUGA